CGUAAUCGGGUUCCAGGCGCCGGUGUCGUCGUGCGCGUGCCGCCAUUCCCAGAGACCAGCUGUCCCUUGGCCGGGCAGGAGACGCCGCUCGCGCGAGUGGCCGCGGAGCAUGGAAGCGGAAAACGCGGGCAGCUAUUCCCUGGUAAAGUUCAAGCAUUUUAUUCAUUUCCAUUUCAACAAAUGAUGACUGAAGCUCCUGAUGUGGCAGUCAUGAAGGAACAGUAGAUGCCAGGCGAAGUUCCAGCCCCAGAGCCUGCUCAGGAACCAGUACAAGAGGCUCCAAAAGGAAGGAAAAGAAAAGCCAGAACAACUGAACCAAAAAAACCAGAGGAACCCAAAAAACCUGCUGAGUCCAAGAAGUCUGGCAAGUCCCCAAAAUCAAAAGAAAAGCAAGAAAAGAUUACAGAUGCGUUUAAAGUAAAAAGAAAAGUGGACCGUUUUAAUGGGGUUUCCGAAGCUGAACUUUUGACCAAGACUCUCCCUGAUAUUUUGACCUUCAAUCUGGACAUUGUGAUUAUUGGCAUCAACCCAGGACUAAUGGCUGCUUACAAAGGGCAUCAUUAUCCUGGACCUGGGAACCAUUUUUGGAAGUGUCUGUUUAUGUCAGGGCUGAGUGAGGUGCAGCUCAAUCACAUGGAUGAUCACACUUUACCAGGGAAGUAUGGUAUUGGAUUUACCAACAUGGUAGAAUGGACGACGCCAAGCAGCAAGGAUCUUUCCAGUAAAGAAUUUCGUGAAGGAGGACGUAUUCUAGUACAGAAAUUACAGAAAUAUCAGCCAUGAAUAGCGGUGUUUAAUGGAAAAUGUAUUUAUGAAAUUUUUAGUAAAGAAGUUUUUGGAGUAAAGGUUAAGAACUUGGAAUUUGGGCUUCAACCCCAUAAGAUCCCAGAUACAGAAACUCUCUGCUAUGUUAUGCCAUCGUCCAGUGCAAGGUGUGCUCAGUUUCCUCCAGCCCAGGACAAAGUCCAUUACUAUAUUAAGCUAAAGGAUUUAAGAGACCAGUUGAAAGGCAUUGAACGGAACGCAGACGUUCAGGAGGUGCAGUACAUGUUUGAUCUACAGAUUGCCCAAGAGGAUGCAAAGAAGAUGGCAGUUAAGGAAGAAAAAUAUGACCCAGGCUAUGAAGCAGCGUAUGGAGGUCCUUACGCUGAGCAUCUGGGCAACAGUGAGCCAUGCAACUUCUCUGAGGACAGGCUAACAGCUGACAGUGCAGAGUUAAGAGGAGAAUCAGCAUUCAGUGACAUUCCAAAUGGGCAGUGGAUGACCCAGUCGUUUACAGACCAGAUUCCUUCCUUUAAUAAUCACUGUGGAAAACUGGAGCAGGGGGAAGGGAACCCUGCUUAAGAGUGGUGAUUCUGGGCUCUGCCUACGUGCUGCAGUUUAAUGCAGUUGUCAAGAAGUCAAACCUCGGUUUGCUAGCCGAGAUAUUUUCUCAGUACUUUACUUUAGUGUGUAAUUAUAGUACAGAACAGUUGUGUGGUAGAAUCAACUGUAUGAACCUAAGUAGUUUGGAAAAAGUAGGGGUUUUGUAUGAGUUUUUGUAUGUGAAUUAACCAUCAUUCCAGCUUUUUAUAUACUUUAUUUCAUUUAUGAAGAAAUCAGUUUUCUUCUAGAAGUUGCUUUUGAUCUGCAAUUUUAAAAUGCAACUGUCAAAUAUGUGUAUUUUAUUCUUAACUGUGCAAGACCUUGGCAUGCCAUUCUCCCUUGAUGCCUAAGAAGGGCAUCCUAAUAAUGAGUUACCACUGGUAUAGAGGCAGCUGCAUUGCUUUUCACACAGGAAGCUAGUGCUCAGGGGAGCCCUAUUUGCUGGAUUUUGGUGUAACAAAGGCUGGACUCGGAGCUCCCCAAGUUGUGUGCACACUCAGACCUCAUUCCCUCGCCAAUGGUAAGUGUGUGGGAAAGUUGCUUUGUGGGAGAACAGCAUGACCACACAGUAGCAGGGCUGACCUGGCCUGACCUGACAGGCAUUGAGCCCUGCCUUUGGCCGCCUCAACUCCUGUGUUUAUCUCCUGGUGGGCAGACCUGUUCUGCUGAGCUGGGAGGUUCCAGAGAAUGCAGUAGGCCUUUUAUAUUUUGUCAUUCAUCUACAUUUUACUUGAGAGGCAGAAAUUUGAUAGGGCAGGAACUAAAUUUUUCUGUCAGUAUUUAUGACCUUUCUAAUUUUAUCCUCCUUGGUUUUAAGGGUAUAACAUAGAAAUGUUAUAAGAAAUGAAGUUUCAGGCUGAGCAACAGGAUGCUAGAGGUGUUGGAUAACCCUAUUUAAACUGGU
This is a messenger RNA of Marmota monax (woodchuck), 2269 nucleotides long. Its product is annotated as G/T mismatch-specific thymine DNA glycosylase-like. NCBI's taxonomy places the organism in Eukaryota, Metazoa, Chordata, Mammalia, Rodentia, Sciuridae. Gene Ontology annotation, biological process: base-excision repair, AP site formation. Gene Ontology annotation, cellular component: nucleus. Gene Ontology annotation, molecular function: mismatch base pair DNA N-glycosylase activity. The transcript has a single exon. The record is from RefSeq and is a predicted model, not a curated record.